GCUGACAAGCCUCCGAGCCGCCUGUAGGCGGUGGGAGUCUCAGCCGAAGACAGCGCCUAGCUCAGGUGUACCGAGUAGACUGGCGAGGGCGACUUCUCCAGCCGCUGCGCUCCCGGCUCCAGCCAUGCUGCCCGCCGUUGUCCGAAGGUGGCUGCACAGACCUAAGCGUUCUGAUCCAAGACUGCUGUCACAGUUUUUCUAUGCUGAUGAACGAGUGACUCAAGUGGUAACAGAAAUUAACUGCCUGGAUGUAGAGACUGAUCCCCAACAGUAUCUGACACUGUUAAACCAGUUGCAUCUUAGUCAGGCUGAAUUACUGGCUAUCAUAGAACAGAUCAUGGAGGAAUGUAUCCCCAAGGAACGUCAUGGCCGUGACUAUGUCAUCAAAUUCCCUGAAGACCUUCUAGUGGACAACCUACGGAACCAUAUGUUAUUUGCUGCUGAGUGUCUUAUGGCACGCACCUACAUUGAUGUGGAGGAGGCAGAUGGAGUACGGCUGCGUCCUCUGGCCAAAGAUUUGCUAUGCAGCUUAGAGGUGGUGCGGAUGGUUCUCCGAGAGCAAAGCUUAAACCAACCUGGACCUUAUUCAGAGACUAUCCGGAGAGCAUUAAUCCGCUUUGAUGUGCUUUUUGCUGAGUUUGAACUGAGCUAUGUGUCGUCUUUAGUUUCUGUUAAAUCCCCUGAAGAGAUCUACAGGCAGCAGGAGAUUGUUGUGCUCUUCUGUGAAACAGUGGCUAGAGCUUUGAAACUUGGCUACUUGACUCAGGAGAUGAUUGAUGGAUAUGAACCCCAGCUGAUGUUCACCAUUCCCCGCCUAGCUAUUAUUAGUGGCCUUCUGAUCUAUCCAGAUGGACCCCUCAAUUUGGAGAGGAGACCAGAGGAGAUUUCUCGAGUCUUCAGCCCUUUUUAUGUCUUGCUUAGAAAAAUCAGGGAUUUGCUGCGUGUGCUUUCCAAGGAGGAGCUGUACAAGCUGGAGAAACGUGUGCUGAAUGAAUGCACUGCAGAUUCACAGCCCUGCAGUAAUAGGGACUCUCCAGACCUCCAGGGCUUUGCAUCUCAGUGUGCCUGCCCAUCUGUACCAAGGCCUUUUGUGCAGGAAUCUGAUAGUGCUCAGAGAGGAAUGUUCACAGGUAUUCCACUGAACUCUCGAGGGUUGGAAUUACGAGGCCGUUACCGCAAUAUAGAGGACAUGAUUCACACAUUAUUUGUCUGUAUUUCUGGAGUGGCAGACCAGCUCCAAACUAAUUUUGCAAGUGACCUGCGCAGCAUUCUGAAGAGUGUCUUUAAAAUUGUGACCUCCCAAGUGGAAGAAUUGGAGGUAACAGACACUGGACAGUUGGAUCUCUGUAUGGCACCAACAGCGCCUUUCUUGACAGACUGUGCUCUCUGCUCCAGCAGCAGGGAAGGUGUGAGGAGAGAAGAUACUUCGGUGCCGCCAGACUGGGUACCAGACAGCACCUCUAGCCACUGUAUGGCUUGCCAUGUGCCUUUCACUUUUCUUCGGCGACGGCACCACUGCCGGAGUUGUGGGAAGAUCUUCUGCUCUCGUUGCUCAUCCCACUUGGCAGCACUACCCCAUUUUAGGCAUCUGAAGCCAGUCCGCAUCUGUACACACUGCUAUACUACCCACUUGCCUUCAACAAAUAAGAAUGCCAGUUGCCUGUGAGCAUCAGUUUCUGGAUGAGGGCUUUAUCAAAUUCCAUUCGUGCCUGAGGAACUCCAAGAACUGGAAGACAAUUGCAGCUUGUCUCACCAGCAAAGGAUUAUGGGAGCAAUCACACUUGUCUUACUAGGAUUCUCCAGGGAGUGAAACAAAAGGCUUUUGGUUGUCAAGCAAGAGUUGGGUUGGAGGAAGAAGCACCAUGUUCUUAAAAGGGGAAAUGAACUCUUGCAUUUUUAUAAUAAAGAACUUGGGAUUUGUGGGGUGGGAACUAGAAUCUAUCAUUAAAGAAGUCUGAACAAACUCUUCUAUGUGCUAAUAAAGCUGGCUUUUUCUAUAAUGGAAUAAUGGCCCAUGUAGAAAUUACUUGGUGCUAUUUACCUGACUUCUGGUAAAACUUAAGAAUGAUGUAUAGUCUUAUGGUUAGUUUUUAACCAAAAAAUGAGAUUGUGUUACCAGAUUUGGAUGCAUGUGCAAUAAGGGCUUUCGGAUACUUCUGGUUGGAAUGGAAAGGCAGGACCUGGAUUUCCAACAAUAAUUUGUGGAGAACAGCCAUGAGCUUUUGCUCUUCAGCUCUUGAUGUGCAUAAGGGCUGCAACACUGUUCGUAUGCAAUGUAUACUUGUAAACUCUUCUGCCACACUGCGGGAGAUGCUUUGGAAACCUACAGUACCUGGGAUUCAUACAACUCUUUCUGAAAUGACUUAUGAGCUAGUUACCUGCAAACCUGGCUACACUAAAAGAUUCAUUCUCUCUCUCUCUCUCCCUCUCCCCCUCCCUCCCUCUCUCUCUAUCUACUUAUCAUAUCCAUCCAUCCCAAAAGAAGGCAAUGCAAAUCAUUUCCAUACUGCUGCCAAGAAAACUGCAUAAAAUCAAGUCUGACUUGAAUAAACUAAUUUUUUACUUGAAAAAUGCUGUCUGUUGCUAUUGCCAUUUUGUGUAUUCUGAAUUCAAAAUAAUUGUUUUUUUCUGGAUUUAGCUGUUUGGUUGCUAUUGGGUGUUGACAGACAGAAUCUGCUGCUGCAAAUACAGACUCUACAAAUCUU
This is a messenger RNA of Thamnophis elegans (Western terrestrial garter snake), 2705 nucleotides long. RefSeq names its product zinc finger FYVE-type containing 28 (gene ZFYVE28). The record is from RefSeq and is a predicted model, not a curated record. Gene Ontology annotation, molecular function: metal ion binding. Gene Ontology annotation, cellular component: early endosome membrane. Gene Ontology annotation, biological process: negative regulation of epidermal growth factor-activated receptor activity. The transcript has 13 exons. The coding region runs from base 125 to 1666 and encodes 513 amino acids. Lineage: Eukaryota; Metazoa; Chordata; Lepidosauria; Squamata; Natricidae.